AUGUCUCCUGCCGACGGCAGACGAACAGUUUCAUCUGAUUAUGGCCAUCCACGACCAUCAAUGGCCAACAUCGAAGCGGAUCGCAACUUCGAGACAACAACUCUGAACUCCGCUCAACCACGAUCAUGGCAUACCGAGUUUGUCUUCGUCUCCAGAAAAUUGGUUCAGCAAAUUCUUGGUAAAAAUCCAUUCAAGAGUUCAUAUCUGGAUCUGUUCAAACUUGUCAACGAUGCGAAGGCGAAGGCCGUUCUUUGGACUGGCAUACUGUUGGCGAUAGCUGCUGGUUGUCCAUUACCCAUCAUUGGCUACAUCUUCGGCCAGAUCAUCACUUCUUUCCCUCCUCCGGAAGAUGUACUGCGAGAGAGACUAUAUCAGCUUGUCGGCGUCGCUUGUGGCUACUUCAUCGUUACGACUGGAUAUGCGAUUGCAUGGGGAUUGACUGGUGAAAAGAUCUCACGUCGCUUCAGGGAAACGCUCGUCGAGCGCCUGCUGGGUCUCGAGCAGGCAUACUUCGACAUCAAGGAUCCGGACAUUACGAACCUUCUGACUGAGAAGAUCGAAGCAAUUCAGAUAGGAACAUCUGAAAAGGUUGGCAUCUUCAUUCAAUCAAUCAGUUACUUCGUCGCCGCCUUCGUCGUUGGGUUCAUCUUGAACGCCAAAUUGACCGGUAUCCUAUUCGCUGCUGUCAUACCUCUCAUGGCUUUGAUUGUCACUGUCGGCUCCUCCAGAAUUGCAAAAUAUACCAAAGCAGCCACCGAGUAUACUGAAGCCGCUGGAAGGAUUGCUGAAAGUGCUAUUCAUGCUGUCAAAGUUGUGCAGGCUUUUGGCAUGGCCGAAAAUCUUAGUAAAGAGCACUACCGUCUGCUUAAGCUGUCUGCAAGAUAUGCCAUCCGGAAGUCAGUCUCUGCUGCACUUAUGCUCGGCUUGGUCUACUUCACGGCUUACAGUGCCAAUGCGCUCGCUUUUUGGGAGGGCUCACGACUUGCUGCCGAAUCAGGCUCAAACAAUGCUGGUACCGUUUAUGCUGUGGUCUUUUUGAUCAUAGACGCAUCGUUCGUUGUUGGCCAAUUUGGACCGUUUCUUGGAAGUUUUGCCACUGCUGCAGCUGCCGGAGAAAGUAUCUAUGAAAUUUUGAACCACCCACAAUCGGAGAUCAACGUUUAUUCUGAGGCUGGGCAAGAAGCCACUGAAGACGAGAUGAAGGCUGACUUAGUCUUCCGCAACGUCACAUUUGUGUACCCUGCGAGAACCUCGGCUCGUGCGCUCGACGAAAUGAGUCUUACCCUUAAAGCUGGACAGAUGAACGCCAUCGUCGGUACCAGUGGUUGCGGCAAAAGCACCCUUGUGUCUUUACUCUUGAGACUGUACGACAUAUCAUCCGGUCAGUUAACGAUCGGAAUCCACGAUAUCAAGGACUUCAACGUGAGGAGUCUGAGGAAAUACACAGCACUGGUAGACCAAGACUCCGUGCUGUUCUCUGGUUCGGUUCUUGAAAAUAUCAGUUAUGGACUCGGUGAACAUUCACUAUCAGAAGAGGUCGUCUUGGAAAGAUGCACCGAGGCUGCGAAAGCUGCCAACUUGGAUUUUGUCGAUUUCUUACCACAAGGUAUCCACACACGUGUCGGCAAUGGUGGUUACACGAGUCUUUCUGGUGGUCAGAACCAGAGGAUCUGCUUGGCUAGAGCUCUGGUCAAGAAGCCUGCCCUACUUCUGCUCGAUGAGCCAACUGCAGCUCUUGAUGCGAAUAGUGAAGGACUCAUCAUGGACGCUGUCAGAAGCGUGGCUGCAGCAGGCACAACAGUGGUCAUGGUGGCACAUCGUCUUUCCACUGUGUCAGACUCGCCUAACAUCGUGCUCAUGGGCGCAGGCAAGGUCAUUGAGCAAGGUGACCACGACGAACUCAUCCAGUUGGAAGGCGCCUACUUCAACCUUAUCCAGGCACAACAACUUAACGACUCGGACGAGUCGUCAGCAGAGGUAUCUCAAGCAACCACUAGCCAAGUGACUCCACAAAAAGAAUCCAAGGCCGAAGAUUCGGCUGCUUCUAGUGACUCUGAGACAGUCUCCCCACAGGCGAAGAAGGAAGACAAGCCAGCAAAGAAGGCCGGAUUCUGGAAGCUGCUUCUAAGAUGUCUUCGUCUAGCCAAGUCUGACUCUCCCAUAAUCGCUCUAGGUCUUGCUGCGUCGAUUAUAUCAGGUGGCAUUAUCCUUGGCGAAGCCAUCGUCUUCGGUAACCUCAUCUCGGUGCUGAACGAUCUCGAAAGUCCAGACUUCCGAAGUAGAGCAGACUUCUUCUCGCUCAUGUUCUUCAUCCUAGCACUCAUUGCGCUUUUCUCAUACGCUGGCAACGGAUGCUGCUUCGGCAUCGUCUCUUCGCACUUUGUGGCUAAGGUCCAGCAUAUCUCUCUUGCAAGUAUCUUGAGACAAGAUAUGCAGUGGUUUUCAGGCCAGUCAGUGCCCUCGCUCAUGAGUAGUCUUAAUUCGGACGCUGGCCAGCUUGCUUGCUUGUCUGGAGUGGCUAUCGGCACCAUUUUUACAGUAUGUGUCUCCAUCACAGGCGGCAUCAUUCUUGCACACGUAGUUGCUUGGAAGAUUGCCGUUGUUCUGCUAGCCGCUGUUCCUGUCAUGAUCAUGGCUGGCUAUGUCAGACUACGUGUGCUCGCUCUUGCCGAGAGCAGACACAGAUCUGCAUAUAACGAUGCUGCUUCUAUUGCUGCCGAGGCUUGCAGAGGCAUUCGGACUAUCGCUUCUCUUGGCAGAGAGCGUGGAGUGUCUAGGGCAUUCAACGCAGCAGUCAAAGAGCCGUACGACAAGGGUAUCCGGUUCACCUUGAUAACCAAUACCUUGCUGGCGUUGAGUUUCUCCAUCACGUACUUUGUGUACGCCCUUGCUUACUGGUGGGGAGCUCGACAAGUAAGGAACGGGACGUAUAGCCAGCUGGACUUCUUCAUUGUUCUUCCUGCUCUUCUUUUCUCGGCGCAGAGUGCUGGACAAAUCUUCAGUCUGUCACCAGAAAUGUCACGAGCUGGAAUAGCUGCUCGAAACGUCUUCGGCCUUCAUGAUCAGAAACCGACCAUUGCGGAUGUUGACGCUAAGCAGCCUGGCCCACGGCCAAGCUCGACUCUGUCUAUUCCAACUCUGACAGAUAAGGCAGAUCCUUCGUCUGGAGGCUGGAUCGAGUUCAAGAACGUCAGUCUGUGCUACCCAUCCAAGCCUCAACAUCCAGCACUGCAGAAUAUCAACAUUUCUAUCAAACCAGGAGAGUUUAUUGCACUUGUCGGUCCUAGUGGUGCAGGCAAGUCCACUAUCCUCUCCCUUCUACAGCGCUUCUACGAUCCGACUGCUGGCAGUGUACAGCUAGACGGCCAGGAUAUCCGCGAGGUCGCCGUAUCACAACACAGAGGUCGAUUGGGGCUGGUACCUCAAGAACCAGAUCUCUUCCCUGGAUCCAUUUCCUAUAAUAUCGGCUUGGGGGCAGCACCAGGUCAGUCGGUGACACGAAAAGACAUCGAGGAGAUCUGCGCCAAGUGUGGAAUACACGAGUUCAUCAUGAGUCUGCCUGAAGGUUACAGCACAGAGUGCGGCACCAAUGGUUCGAAACUUUCUGGAGGCCAGAAGCAACGUAUUGCUGUAGCCAGAGCAUUGAUCCGGUCACCGGAAGUGCUUCUUCUGGACGAGUAUACCUCUGCUCUGGACGCGCACUCUGAGCAACAGAUCAAGGAAGCUGUCGACGGGGCAAGUGUAGGUAGGACUACGAUUGUGGUUGCACAUCGAUUGUCCACGGUGCAGAACGCGGAUAGAAUCUUUGUGUUUGAUGAUGGACGUGUUGUGGAGGUCGGGAGUCAUGCUGAGCUUGUUGCUCAAGGGGGUUUGUAUGCAGGCAUGGUGCUGGCGCAGACACUCACAUGA
Aureobasidium namibiae CBS 147.97 is the source of this 3909-nucleotide messenger RNA. RefSeq names its product multidrug resistance-like protein. The record is from RefSeq and is a predicted model, not a curated record. Bases 1 to 3909 code for a protein of 1302 amino acids. Gene Ontology annotation, biological process: transmembrane transport. The transcript has a single exon. Gene Ontology annotation, cellular component: membrane. Lineage: Eukaryota; Fungi; Ascomycota; Dothideomycetes; Dothideales; Saccotheciaceae. Gene Ontology annotation, molecular function: ATP hydrolysis activity; ABC-type transporter activity; ATP binding.